CUAGGGUGUCGCCUUGGGGGCUGUAUUCGAAGGCGACGGCGGUCGUCUGUGCUUCAGUGUGAAAAUAUUUUUUGUAAAUAAAAAGGGCAAUCAUAAGGUCGUUAAUUAUUAUACACUCAUACUUUUGUAAGAUAUUUUAUUCUUCCGGAUCCCGCGCCUAGAAAGGGUUGGCAUGAGGGGGUAUGCCAAGAAUUUGAAUCAGCUUGCUGGUAGUUUGAAGAAAGAGUAAAGUCGGACUGAGAGGGGAGCCAUUUUGUCCCGACUGUGUGGGAGAAAGAAAAGAGUGGAAAAGGGAAAUAAAUCGGGUGGAGAAACAGAGCAAGAAACCCUCUUAUUGUGAAGAGGAUUGUUAAAAAUUGGGAAGACACAUACGCUGUACAGCCUGCUAGCCAUCGCGUGGCAUUUAUCGUAAACAAAAACCACGUAGCAUAGUUGGCUAACGUUAGCAGAAUUGGCUAUCUGUUUUUAAUAAGCGAUCCCUUUUUUAUUGGAUAGCUGAUUUGCAGUUAGGUUGGUUUUUAUUUCUUUUGAUUCCUCCACUGGCUUGAGAACACAGCACGCUAAAUGGCGAAAAAGACGUACGACCUUCUGUUUAAACUCCUCCUGAUCGGAGACUCUGGUGUGGGAAAGACCUGUGUGCUGUUCCGCUUCUCCGACGACGCCUUCAACACCACAUUCAUCUCCACUAUAGGAAUUGAUUUCAAGAUCAAAACCGUUGAAUUACAAGGAAAGAAGAUAAAACUACAGAUAUGGGACACCGCCGGACAGGAGCGCUUUCACACCAUCACCACCUCCUACUACAGAGGGGCCAUGGGCAUCAUGCUGGUCUACGACAUCACCAACGGCAAGAGCUUCGAGAACAUCAGCAAGUGGCUGAGGAACAUAGACGAGCACGCAAACGAGGAUGUGGAGAGGAUGCUGCUAGGCAACAAGUGUGACAUGGAGGACAAGAGGGUGGUUCCGAAGGCAAAGGGAGAACAGAUCGCGAGAGAACACGGCAUUAGGUUUUUCGAGACAAGCGCCAAGGCGAACAUCAACAUCGAGAAGGCCUUCCUCACGUUAGCAGAAGACAUCCUUAGAAAGACGCCAGUGAAAGAGCCCAACAGUGAGAAUGUAGAUAUCAGCAGUGGGAGUGGAGUCACAGGGUGGAAGAGCAAGUGCUGCAGCUGAACGCCUUUCCGUCUGUCCCUCCCUCCAUCCCUCCCUCCCUCCAUCCCUCCAUCAUUCCUCCCUCAGUCAUCACUCCCUGCCCUCUCACUCACUCACUCGUCUUUCAUCCUCCUCUCCCUCCCUCCGUCUCUCCCUCGCUCUUUGCUGUUCCGUGCCGUUUUCUGGAAUUAAACCAUUUCUGUCUGAAAUUAACACCCCCCCUCUCUCUCUUCUCCCUCUCUCACCUUAACCCUUCUGUUCUUCCACCCAUGACUGCUUUCUGACAGUAUAAUUAUUUCAGAAAUGUAAAGAUAAAAAAGAGAAAUCAUAUGUUUCUUGUCAUUUAUUUUAAAGUAUACAAAAGAAGAAAAAAAACUGUCUCCAACUCACCACUACAUUUUUUUUUUAAUUGUUUGGGUUGUUAUUUUAGCCAAUAUUCCUGAUCAACCUCAACUCCAUGUGGUUUAAAACCACCAAAACAAGUGGUCAGAAUUAAAAUGGGGUGUAGGGGGGGAUAUUAUGAAAAACAAAACAAACAAAAAAAAAACGCCACCAUGUGUAGAAUUAACAAUUUUGUACAAUAGUGGGAUUUCUGUUGUGUAUAACUGUAUUUGGUCAUUGCAAUUUGUAUACAAAGUGCGAAAGUGAGACGGAACAUCGGUGUAGAUCUUGCUCGAACUUUAUUCUUUGGAUUUAUUUUGUCCUGUGCCUUACUUGCAGUUGAGAGAGCGUAACCAUGGCGAGAGAGCCUGUAACUAUGGCGAGAGAGCAUGUAACCAUGGCGAGAGAGCCACCUUUGUGGUGCAUUGACAGUUAAUAAUUUGAGUUUAAUGUUAAAUUCUUAUUGCUUCUCCAUGACGGUGUCAAUAUGAUUUAAACUUUUAAGAAAAGGAAGUGCGGAAACGUUUGAAUUUCUUGUAUUAGACCGAAGAGAAUGUCGUUUUUUUUUGUUUUGUUUUUUUCUCAGUAUGAUUUAUUUUACAUUUUUUAUUUUAUUUUAUCCUCCUUUACUUUUCCUGCAUGCUAAUUUCUUUGGUUUGGGAAAACUUUUUUGUAAGUUUACCUAUUUGCUCUCGAGAAAUAGCACUAAUUUACUCAAUGUCAGGGGGGUGGGGGGUAGUUUGAAUAGUUCUCUUUGGAAAUUCAAACAAUUUUGCAGAUCCAUUAAAAAAUAAGCUUGUUUAAGUUA
Anguilla anguilla (European eel) is the source of this 2338-nucleotide messenger RNA. RefSeq names its product ras-related protein Rab-10. Lineage: Eukaryota; Metazoa; Chordata; Actinopteri; Anguilliformes; Anguillidae. Gene Ontology annotation, biological process: cellular response to insulin stimulus. The record is from RefSeq and is a predicted model, not a curated record. Bases 565 to 1170 code for a protein of 201 amino acids. Gene Ontology annotation, molecular function: GTP binding; GTPase activity. Gene Ontology annotation, cellular component: recycling endosome; Golgi apparatus; insulin-responsive compartment. The transcript is spliced from 6 exons.